CUUUGGCAUGCAGAAUGUGUGCGGGAUGUAAAACGAGACAUCACACCCGUUUUAUAAACGACGUAAUACCACUUCCGGUUCUCUCGCGUGCCCCUUAAGUCAAGAUGACCAAGAAAAGGAGGAACAACGGCCGUGCCAAGAAGGGCCGUGGCCACGUUCAGCCCAUCCGCUGUACCAACUGUGCUCGCUGUGUGCCCAAAGACAAGGCCAUCAAGAAGUUUGUCAUCAGGAACAUCGUUGAGGCAGCAGCUGUGAGGGACAUCUCAGAGGCCAGUGUGUUUGAUUCCUAUGUUUUGCCAAAGCUGUAUGUUAAGCUUCAUUACUGCGUGAGCUGCGCCAUCCACAGCAAAGUUGUAAGGAACCGAUCGCGCGAGGCCAGGAAGGACCGCACGCCACCUCCUCGCUUCAGACCUGCGGGUGCUGCCCCAAGAGUUCCUGCCAAGCCCAUGUAAAUUGGAGCAUUUUGCUGAUGUUUGUACGUAAAUAAAUAAUACCCCAUUAAAAC
This is a messenger RNA of Tachysurus vachellii, 505 nucleotides long. It is a transcript of the gene rps26, whose product is annotated as ribosomal protein S26. NCBI's taxonomy places the organism in Eukaryota, Metazoa, Chordata, Actinopteri, Siluriformes, Bagridae. The coding region runs from base 105 to 452 and encodes 115 amino acids. Gene Ontology annotation, molecular function: mRNA binding; structural constituent of ribosome. Gene Ontology annotation, biological process: translation. The record is from RefSeq and is a predicted model, not a curated record. Gene Ontology annotation, cellular component: ribosome; cytosolic small ribosomal subunit. The transcript is spliced from 4 exons.